This is a messenger RNA of Melanaphis sacchari, 1576 nucleotides long. RefSeq names its product ras-related protein Rap-2c (gene Rap2l). The transcript is spliced from 3 exons. Gene Ontology annotation, biological process: negative regulation of cell migration; Rap protein signal transduction. Gene Ontology annotation, molecular function: GDP binding; GTPase activity; GTP binding. Gene Ontology annotation, cellular component: plasma membrane. NCBI's taxonomy places the organism in Eukaryota, Metazoa, Arthropoda, Insecta, Hemiptera, Aphididae. Bases 799 to 1344 code for a protein of 181 amino acids. The record is from RefSeq and is a predicted model, not a curated record.
UAGCUACUGAAUACUGAUCGUUCGCUCGUCAUUCGUGACGUGCAGCUCCCGACGACCACCGCUCCGAUUAACACGCGAUAAAAUGUUAAGAACGACAAACGGGACAACGCUCGAGAACGGUUUGUCAUUAAUUAUUAGCUAUUGAUAUAUUUUACUUAAAAAUACUCAAUCGACGAAUUCGCGAGGUGAUAUUUAUUGGUAUUAUUUAUAACAUAUAGAUUAUAAUAUAUACCUAUAUGCGUAGGAGUGCAGUAAUGGAAAAAUGAUACUUUGUGUUUUACAGUUUGACAUGCGAACGACCUGGUGAUGUUUGUUAUUUCGAGUGUGAAUUUGUUUUCAAUUAUAUAAUUUGUUAAGUUAAAUAUUGUCGAUCGUCGGUGGAACUGAAAAUAUAAAAUAAUUACAAGGCGAAAAAAAAAUCUGCUUUUGUGCGGUCGGGAAAUGCACGGACACAACCUUGGCGCCACUGUAGGCAACUCGCACUCGCACACACACGCGAUAAAACUGGGCGUGUGUGCGUGAACGCUAACGCGAUUGUUGUGAGUGUGUGCGUAAUCGUCGUUUCAUUGUGCUGUGCUGCUGCUGCUUUUCCUGUCGUUGUUGUUGUCGUCGCUGUAAGUCGUCUCAUAUGUUUAUAAUCUGAUCGGUAUCAAAUAUCUUUAUAAUUUAUCAACCCCCGGCGAACGGUACGUCAUCGCCGAGUCGAUAUGUCAUUAACUGCCUACACCGCCAGUAACCGGUCAUAGCGGUCGUCCGUAUGCGCACAGUGGUUGCCUUACAGUUGGCCAUUCAACAACAAUGCGCGAGUUCAAAGUGGUCGUGCUGGGCUCGGGCGGCGUGGGCAAGAGUGCCUUGACUGUGCAAUUUGUGUCUGGCCGGUUCAUGGAGAAGUACGACCCGACUAUAGAGGACUUCUACAGGAAGGAGAUUGAAGUCGACAGUUCGCCUUGUGUAUUAGAAAUACUAGAUACAGCCGGCACUGAACAGUUUGCCAGUAUGCGCGACUUAUACAUAAAGAACGGACAGGGUUUUGUUGUCGUGUACAGCCUGACUAACCAUCAGACCUUCCAGGACAUAAAACCCAUGAAAGAGCUCAUCACUAGGGUGAAGGGAUCAGAGCGAGUACCCAUAUUGCUAGUUGCAAACAAAAUCGAUUUGGAACAUCAACGUGAGGUUCCAACGAUUGAAGGAAACACUCUGGCCCAAAUCUGGGGCUGUCCAUUUGUCGAGGCAAGUGCCAAGAACCGUACCAAUGUCAAUGAAGUAUUUGCAGAGAUUGUACGUGAAAUGAAUUUUAGCAAUGACAAAGAGAAGAAGAGUUAUUGUUGCUGUACAGUUCUAUAAGCCAUAUUAUUUAGAAUUUUGUGUUUUGUGUGCAUCAAUCAAUGUUAAAUGUUGCUGGUGAUUUCAAUUUUUAUCAGAAAUACGUCAAAAUUCAUAUUCAAUAGUAUUGGUGUCAGGAACUGUUUUCACUACAAUUAUUUACAUAUCCAGCUUUAAAAAGGGUACGUUUUCUAAAGACUGUCGAUGAUAUUGAUAAUAUACAUAAUAAUACAAAUUAUUAACAAACAGAUUU